AUGCUCGAAUAUUUGUUCUUUCGAGCUGGACUAUUCGAUCUAAAACCAAUAAACUUAUAUAAUCAAUUUAUUUGCUCGAGUCAUCUAAAAUAUUUGAAAACAAAUGAUAAAAAACGAUGUCAUACAUGUAUAUCUAUAAGAAAAGAAGAUGUUACAAGUACUAGUGAUAUUCGAAAUAUUUCAAAGCCAGUUGCACUUGGUAUUUGGGAGGAAGGUUAUCCUAAACACCGAUGGGCAUUUUAUGAUAAACCAGUAUGUGGUAAAUGUCGAAAAUAUUUUGAAAGUAAAUAUUUGACGAAAGAGAUGCGCUCUUGGAUUUAUGAUGAUAAUGAUAUUUUUCAUUCGCCUAUAUCAUCUGAUUCCGAAGAUGAUGAUUAUCGACCGGCGAUUGACGAGCUCGACCAAUCGAUAUUCACUGAUAAUUUUAAUAUUCUGAAAAAAUUUCUUCAAGAUACAGGUUUUGAUGGUCGAAUAACUAAAACAUUUUCUUACGCCAAUCUUCAACCACGUAGUCAGUGUAAUUUUCGUUGCCAAUCAAGGAAAAUACUCUCUCACGUUUUGAACAUCCUUAGUGCAAAAGAAGCUGAUAUUAUUUGGAAAGAUUAUAUGAAUGAUGAAUAUGAAGAUUAUAUUGAUGAAAAUAAUUUUGAUACGACAAUGACUGCCAUAGAUACUGCUCUGACUAAUGCUGAUCAUUACUCGAUCAAAAGACAAAUCUUAGGUAUUGUUGCUGCUGAUUUUCCAUCUGGUGUGCUUCGUGCUCAUCUUCCAAGUGUUAAUAGUUAUCAAAUAAAAGCUGCACGUAAACAUGCAUAUAGUAAAGGUAAUAUAAAUGAAAAGAUAUUGAAACAACUAGAUUUACCUAGUAUUGAG
Messenger RNA from Rotaria sp. Silwood1, 873 nucleotides. The record is from the annotation of a GenBank genome assembly. NCBI's taxonomy places the organism in Eukaryota, Metazoa, Rotifera, Eurotatoria, Philodinida, Philodinidae.